Molecule: messenger RNA, 1579 nt
Organism: Ricinus communis (castor bean)
Lineage: Eukaryota; Viridiplantae; Streptophyta; Magnoliopsida; Malpighiales; Euphorbiaceae
Product: putative MO25-like protein At5g47540
Exons: 11
Coding region: 294-1325 (343 amino acids)
Biological process (GO): intracellular signal transduction
Molecular function (GO): protein serine/threonine kinase activator activity
Source: RefSeq, a predicted model, not a curated record
CAGCAUACAAAAACAACUAUUUACCACCUUCUUCAACUCCACAAUUGACACCACAAAAUACCCAAAUCAAAGGGAAAGGGGGUUAUUUCAAUAGAGGAAGGAUAGGAGCCUGCGUUUCGAAACCGGCUGCAGCGGCGGCCGGGAGAGCCUCUUCUUCUUCAAAGGAGGUGGUACAGAGGCUCUCGCAGCAGCCGCCGGCAAUUACAACACCAACAGCACCACCAACACCACCAACACCACUAACACCAUCAUCAAUAGCAGCAGCGAGUUUAGCUCAUACGAAAUCAGAGAGAAUGAAAGGACUUUUCAAGUCUAAGCCUCGUACUCCUGUUGAUAUUGUUCGACAGACGCGAGAUCUUCUUAUUUAUGUUGAUCGUACCGAUCUUUCCUCUGAUUCUCGUGAUGUCAAGCGAGAAGAAAAGAUGGCAGAGUUGUCAAAAAAUAUCAGGGAGUUAAAGUCGAUUCUUUAUGGUGAUAGUGAAUCUGAACCAGUAUCAGAAGCUUGUGCCCAAUUGACUCAGGAGUUUUUCAGAGAAAAUACUCUUCGUCUUCUGAUCAUCUGUCUUCCGAAGUUGAACUUGGAGACCCGUAAAGAUGCCACUCAAGUUGUUGCAAAUUUACAAAGGCAACAAGUUCAGUCACGGUUGAUUGCGUCUGAAUACUUGGAAAGAAACACCGAUCUUUUGGAUAUUUUAGUAGGAGGGUAUGAGAAGACAGACAUGGCCUUACACUAUGGUGCAAUGCUGAGGGAGUGCAUACGUCACCAAAGUGUUGCAAGAUACGUUCUCGAAUCGGAGCAUGUGAAGAAAUUCUUUGAUUAUAUACAACUUCCAAAUUUCGACAUUGCAGCUGAUGCUGGUGCCACUUUUAAGGAACUCCUGACAAGACAUAAAUCUACAGUUGCAGAAUUUCUUUCGAAGAAUUAUGAAUGGUUCUUUGCAGAGUAUAAUUCAAAACUACUAGAAUCUAGCAAUUACAUUACAAGGCGACAAGCUGUCAAGCUGCUGGGAGACAUGUUGCUGGAUCGCUCAAAUUCAGUUGUGAUGACACGCUACAUUAGCUCAAGGGAUAACUUGAGGAUUCUCAUGAAUCUCCUUAGAGAAUCAAGUAAGAGCAUCCAAAUAGAAGCAUUUCAUGUUUUUAAGCUCUUCGCUGCUAGUCAAAAUAAACCUGCUGACAUUAUCAGCAUACUGGUUGCCAAUAGAAGCAAGCUAUUGCGCCUCUUUGCUGAUUUCAAAACCGAUAAAGAGGACGAACAAUUUGAAGCAGACAAAGCUCAAGUUGUGAAAGAAAUAGCUGGGCUUGAACCUAGAGAUCGGACGUGAAUGAGCUCGAUUCGCCGCUUGUAAUCUCAUUUAUAUUAUUUAAAUUAAUUUAAUUUGUGAAUUAUAUAGUUCCAUAGCCAAUCAUGAGAAAGCUUCUCAUAUACCAUGUACUCUUCCCUAUCCUCUUCCCCUUUUCCUGAUAGUUUGUUGUGCUGUCAUUCUAUAUUUUAAAUAUAACCUUUUGUAGCAAAAUAACAAGAGAAAUAAAGAGAUUCAAAAAAUGAGUUAGUGGAGAUACUCAAAUUGUUUUCGAA